Molecule: messenger RNA, 3200 nt
Organism: Ostrinia nubilalis (European corn borer)
Lineage: Eukaryota; Metazoa; Arthropoda; Insecta; Lepidoptera; Crambidae
Product: hemocyte protein-glutamine gamma-glutamyltransferase-like
Exons: 15
Coding region: 150-2267 (705 amino acids)
Biological process (GO): peptide cross-linking
Molecular function (GO): protein-glutamine gamma-glutamyltransferase activity
Source: RefSeq, a predicted model, not a curated record
GCGCUGCUCAGUCGAGCAACUCUAAAUAUACACGAAUAUACACAAGUAUACACGUCUGUAUACAAUUAUACAUAUUACGCGAGUGUGAUAGUUUGGAAGCUGUGAUAGUGUUUUGUGAAAGUUUUAGCUAAAGAUAAUAAGUAUUAACAAUGGACCCGCUACUGGUCGACGUAGUUCACUUCUACCCACAGGAGAAUGCUCAAACACACAAUACAAUCAAAUAUGAAUCAGUGAACGAAGAGAACCCCACAACCGCCAUCGUGCGGCGAGGCACUCCCUUCAAUGGAGUGGUGCGGUUCACCAGGCCCUUCGAUGAGGAGAACGACAUGAUCCAACUCCUGUUCACUCUUGGUGACAAGCCUCAGAUGGACACCCAAGGGUCUGUGUUCCUGAGACGUGACGCUGUCCACGACAAACACGCCUGGACUGCCAAGAUCCUGGAUGUGCAGGAGGGAACUGUGUCCUUUGAGGUGUCAACUCCAGUGACCCUGCCGAUCGGCAACUGGGCCCUUCGCGUCAUCACCAGGAUGAAGAACUCCACUGCCCGCGAGAUCUACGACUUCGACCAGGACCUGUACAUCCUGUUCAACCCGUGGAAUGCUGAUGACCAAACCUACAUGGAGGACUGCACCCUCCUCCAGGAGUAUGUCCUAAACGACGUCGGCAAGGUGUGGGUGGGCCCCAUCAAGACCACCAGAGGCAAGCCGUGGUUCUUCGGCCAGUUCGAUGCAGUGGUACUGCCAGCCUGCAUGUUUAUGCUGGACCGCGCUAAUAUGCCUUUCCACCAACGCGGCGACCCGGUAAAGAUGACCCGGGUCAUAUCCCGGAUCGUGAACUCCAACGACGACGCCGGGGUUUUGGUGGGGCGUUGGGACGGGCAGUACGAGGACGGGACAGCCCCGUCAGAGUGGACCGGGUCCGUGGAUAUACUGGCACAGUACUUGGAAACCCAGACGGAGGUGCCGUAUGGACAGUGCUGGGUGUUCGCCGGUGUUGUUACUACUGUUUGCCGCGCCCUCGGCAUCCCCUCCCGAGUGGUGUCAAACCUGGUGUCAGCCCACGACGCGAACAAAUCCCUGACAGUCGACAAGUACUACACGGAAACCAUGGAAGAGCUGGACUUCGACCCCAACAAUCCUUCUGGAGCUGACUCCAUCUGGAAUUACCACGUGUGGAACGAUGUAUGGAUGGCUAGGCCUGACCUUCCUCCAGGCUACGGCGGCUGGCAAGCCAUCGACGCGACGCCCCAAGAGACAUCAUCAGGAAUGUACCAGUGCGGGCCGGCGUCGCUUGAAGCCAUCAAGCAAGGAGUCAUCGGGGUGGGCUAUGACGUUGAGUUCAUGUUGGCGUCAGUUAACGCCGACCUGAUGCGGUGGAGACACGACCCUGAAGCUGAGACUGGCUACUCUAUGGUUGACUCCAAUAACUUCCACAUCGGCCGCAUGGUCCUCACCAAGAAGCCGUACAUCUUCGACCCCCUCGGCGACGAGGAUCGGGAGGACAUCACCGCUCAGUACAAGCACAGGGAGGGAACUGCUUCCGAGAGGCUCGCGCUCAUGAAUGGGGUCAGAUACUCGGAGAGGGCGAAGAGGUAUUACGCUGUGGCCAGUACCCUGAAGUCUGAUGUCAAGUUCAACCUCAGAGACAUCGACGCAGUGAUGAUCGGCAAGGAGUUCCGAGUGACGGUGGACGUCCAAAACGAUGCUGACGAGGGCCGCAACAUCAAAGCUUUGCUGACAGCCACCAGCGUGUUCUACAACGGAGUCAAAUCAGAUCUGAUCAAGAAAGUGGAGGGAAAGAUCUUCGUUGGACCACAGAAGAAGGAGCAGAUCAGCAUCUUAGUGACGGCAGACGACUACUUGCCCAAGCUGGUCGAAUACUGCAAUAUGAAGAUCUCGGCGAUGGCUAUUGUAGACGAGACCAAGCAGUCGUGGGCUGAUGAUGAUGACUUCCAAGUGCUGAAGCCUAACAUCACUAUUAAGUUCAACGACGACCUGAUCAUCGACCAGCCAGCCACCGCUGUCCUUUCGUUCCCGAACCCGCUGGAUCGUUCGCUGUCCGGGUGCGAGUUCCGCGUCACGUCGUCCGGGAUCGCCGGCCGGACGCUUAGGAUCGCGGCGUCCGACGUGGGGCCUAAGGGAGUCGUGUCCGCGGAGUUACCUGUACAGCCUAACAAACUCGGCAAGAUCAAUUUCGUAGCGACAUUCAAGUCUGUGGAACUAAAGGACAUCACUGGGGCUGCUAGCGUCGAGGUGUUCGAAGGAUAAACGACUCUAUGACAUAAGGAGGAGGGUGUAACUUGAGAUGCAUUCGCAAUUAUAUGGUAUUACCAGGCCUGUUCAUCUCCGCGAGUUUACAUCGAAAACAAAACACGCACGAUGGCCCACCUACAGGAUACUAUUCGACAAGGCCUCACAUACGAGCGAACAUUGACUCACGCACGCGUAUUCUUGUGUAUGAUGGAAGAAAAUAAAGAAAAUGGUGUACUAAAUACUGUGCAGUAUUUAACUGCCUAAAUAAUAAUAAAAACACAGAAUGUACUUUUUUAAGUUGCCUCAAGACACUGAGAGGUAAUAAGUGGUUAAUAUUAUUCAUGAUAAUUCAUGCUAAAUCAUGUAUUUCCUCCGCCAUUUUCCGCAGUUUGGCACCUCACGUCACAUCAUUUUACCGAAGUCAGCCCUAUAGCUUCGGCGCAGUGCCGAUCACUGACGUUUGUCAACAAAAUGGUGUUUGACUCUUGAGACAGGCUAAAUUACACCAUAUUGUUAAUGACAUUGAGCAUACAUUUUUUUAAAUACCUUCGCGAAGUAAAACUUCUGUACGUAGUACUUAUUAUUAUUCUGUGGUAUUACCAGUAUGGUAAAAAAAAUGUUACCAUUCUAGUUUUAAGAUCUAUUUUGUUGUAUUGAAAGUUGUAUUGAAUAACUUUACUACGUCACAAAAUAUUAUUUAGUGUUUUCUUAAGUAAGCAAACCAGUGACAAAAAGUAAAAUGUAAAAUUUAUUGUUUGUUAUAUUUUCAAUUUUGAAUCUCUUAAAAUUGUAUGUGCCAUAAAAUGGUGUUGUUAAUAUUAUAAGUUAAAAUCUAAGAUACAUAUUAUACAAAAUGUUUACAGUCAAAACUAAAUAUUAAGGUAGCUUUUAGGUCAUUAUGUUUAGAUAUUUUAUAUCUCCAGUAAUAAAUAUUUUAUACUUUUGAAA